UUUUUUUUUUUAUCAAAAAUUCCCUAAACUUAAUUAACAAAUAUGAAAGGUAAAAUUAUUUUUAUAAUCGGAAAAGGUAACUACAUCUAGAAGCUUCGUAUUACCUUAAAAGUCUGUUUAUACAAAUACAAGUAGAAGUAGGUCUUGUGAUUUUUUUAUAAAUAAAUCAAUCAUUAAUCAUAGAGUCACAGUGCAUCUAAAUCUUGCUCUAUCCUUCGUUCCCCUUUCCUGCAGUCUCCACUUUUCAAUUUCAAGUCUCCACCCAUUCUUAUCCAACACACGCAAUUUACGAAUCCCAUCGCUGUGAUUGACUUCGAAUCGGAGCAUCAAUGGCGUCCGCGGAUCUGGAGAAGAAGGCCAAAGAAGCGUUCAUUGAUGAUCACUUUGAGCUAGCCGUUGACCUCUACUCUCAGGCGAUUGCUUUGAGCCCUAACAGCGCUGACCUCUUCGUCGACCGCGCCCAGGCCAAUAUCAAACUCCAAAACUGCACCGAGGCUGUUGCUGAUGCAAACAAAGCAAUCGAGUUGGAUCCUUCAAAUGCGAAAGCAUAUCUGCGUAAAGGUGUGGCAUGCAUCAAGCUUGAGGAGUACCAGACUGCCAAGACAGCAUUGGAAAUUGGUGCAACUUUGGCACCUGGAGAUUCCAGGUUUAAAAAAUUGAUCGAAGAAUGUGAUCAGUAUAUUGCAGAGGAAGCUCAAGAGCUGCCUACGCAACUGGCUGAAAAACCUUCAACAGGUGUGGUUACUCCGAAUAAUUUACCACCUGCAGUGGAGUUGUCCAGCCAAGAAAAAGCAGCAUCGUCUACUAGGCUGAAAUAUAGGCAUGAAUUCUAUCAGAAACCAGAGGAAGUUGUCGUAACAAUAUUUGCGAAGGGCAUACCAGCAAACUAUGUUGUGGUUGACUUUGGUGAACAAAUACUUAGUGUUACCAUUGAGGUGCCCGGAGAAGAGGCAUAUCAUUUUCAACCUCGGUUGUUUGGAAAGAUACUUCCUUCUAAGAGUAAAUAUGAAGUCAUGUCUACCAAAAUUGAGAUCAGACUUGCCAAAGCAGACGCUGUUCACUGGACAUCCCUUGAAUUUAGAAGGGAUGUUGCUGUAGCCCAGAAAGUGAACGUACCAACAGGCAAUGAGAAACCCACAUAUCCCUCGUCCAAACCCAAAAGAGUAGAUUGGGAUAAACUGGAAGCUCAAGUAAAAAAGGAGGAAAAGGAUGAAAAACUCGAUGGUGAUGCAGCAUUGAACAAGUUUUUCAGAGACAUAUACAAGGAUGCAGAUGAAGACACGAGAAGAGCCAUGAUGAAAUCAUUUGUAGAGUCUAAUGGAACAGUGCUAUCAACAAACUGGAAAGAAGUUGGAAUGAAAAAGGUUGAAGGAAGUGCUCCGGAUGGCAUGGAGCUUAAGAAAUGGGAACACUGAAGUAUGGCUUUGGAUGCUCCCACAUAAUAUUUUUGAUUAUUUGUCCGAGUUGCAUUUCUUGUGAAGUUGUCCAUAUUUUCUCCUUUAGGUCUGUCAAAACUCGACUGUUUCAUUAGUUCUAACUCUUUUUCUUUAGAUUUUGAGAUGGUUGAUCCACUUUUUGUGGCCUUAACAUUUUGCUUAUUAUUUAUUUGGACUAUUUGAUAAGUCUGUUGCUGGGUGCAA
Molecule: messenger RNA, 1640 nt
Organism: Salvia miltiorrhiza (redroot sage)
Lineage: Eukaryota; Viridiplantae; Streptophyta; Magnoliopsida; Lamiales; Lamiaceae
Product: protein SGT1 homolog
Exons: 11
Coding region: 330-1415 (361 amino acids)
Biological process (GO): protein stabilization; defense response to fungus
Cellular component (GO): nucleus; cytoplasm
Molecular function (GO): protein-folding chaperone binding
Source: RefSeq, a predicted model, not a curated record